CCCUCGCUCCAGCCCCGGGGAGGUUUUGAUUUUUGUGACUUUUCCUCCCUUUUAUUUUCCGUCGUGUGCGGGUUUGGCCGCGGAGCAAACUCGCAGCUGGUCCGAGUACAUGUCAGCGGUAAUCGCCCCCGUAGCCACCAUGAACUCCGAAGCAGAAGAAUCCAAGGAAGUGGCCACAGAUGUCUUCAAUUCCAAAAACCUGGCUGUUCAGGCACAGAAGAAGAUAUUGGGUAAAAUGGUGUCCAAAUCCAUUGCGACCACCUUAAUAGAUGACACCAGCAGUGAAGUGCUGGAUGAGCUGUACAGAGUGACCAAGGAGUACACCCAAAACAAGAAGGAGGCAGAGAAGAUCAUUAAAAACCUCAUCAAAACAGUCAUCAAGCUGGCCAUUCUUUACAGAAAUAAUCAGUUCAAUCAAGAUGAGCUCGCACUGAUGGAGAAAUUUAAGAAGAAAGUCCACCAACUCGCUAUGACGGUGGUCAGCUUCCAUCAGGUGGAUUAUACUUUUGACCGGAAUGUGUUGUCCAGGCUGCUGAAUGAAUGCAGAGAGCUACUCCACCACAUCAUUCAGCGUCACCUCACCGCUAAGUCACACGGACGGAUUAAUAAUGUCUUUGAUCACUUUUCAGAUUGUGAUUUUUUGGCUGCCUUGUAUAAUCCCUUUGGAAAUUUUAAACCCCACUUGCAGAAACUUUGUGAUGGUAUCAACAAAAUGUUGGAUGAAGAGAACAUAUGAGCUUGUGAAUUGAGAUGGUGACUGCUCGUAAUUUGUUUGAAGAUGGAGCACUGCUGAUUUAUGAAGGAAAAAAAGAAUUUUUAACGAUUAUGCCUUUUCCAGAAAGACUGCCCAAUUUGAUUGUCAGACACGAAUGGUCAUGUUUUAUGAGGCUUGUUUAUUUGAAGAAAAGCAGGUUGCAAAAAAAAAAAAAUUCUAGUUAGACGCUUCUUAACAGUUACAGAGCAUGGGAAAGAUGUAUCCAUGCAUAAUGUAAACAUGGAGUUAUACUAAGAGAAAUGCAAUGACUCAAAACCUCAAGACAUCUUGUUUAGGGUGAUUGGUGUGUCAGUGGCACAGUGAAUAUUUCUGAUAUGUACAGAGUUGUGUAUUUUGAUUUACUUGUAUUCCUUACUGUGGAUAUGUACCUCUUUUAAAAAGCCAAAACCUUUCUCUUGCUGCCAUUGCUUCUUUUGCAGCAAUUCCAUUUUCAAGUCAACCUUCAUUAAGGAUUUUGUCAUCGGCAUUCCGGAAUUAAGUCUUAACUUAGUCUGAAGACACUCAAGAUUUGAGGCAGUCAAGUGAAACUCAGAAAAAUAAAAAAAAACUGCUCUGCAGUCUAUGUUGUAGAAACAGGCUGUACUUGGCAUUAUGAAUAAUGUCUAAUGUAAGAAUAUGCUUCUGGUAUCGAGUUUAUUGUUUUUAUUUUAGUACCAAGAGUGAUACUUCCCCAAAAUGUGAUAUUUCCCCAUAACAUAUUGGUGUGUCAUUGCCUUGAAAUACUUGCUGAGAGCUUCACUUUCAUCUUAUCUAGAACACGUACUGAUGGAAUCUUCAUUUUUAUAUCCAUUUCAAAUGUAAAAGUGAAAGAAUGGAUUGCUCUUGAUAUUGGAACAACAAAAAGUAACUAGUACCAAGAUAAAUAAAGCAACCGUUUUGAGAAGACGCCAUCAAAACAAUUUAGGGGAUCAGGAGCAAAAGAGAAGAAUGGAUAUUUCUACCUGACAUGAGAGUGAAAAUGAAUGCAUUUCAAUGUUUGAUAAACGUUUGAUAGGUAAA
Condylura cristata (star-nosed mole) is the source of this 1774-nucleotide messenger RNA. It is a transcript of the gene TNFAIP8, whose product is annotated as tumor necrosis factor, alpha-induced protein 8. The record is from RefSeq and is a predicted model, not a curated record. Bases 110 to 736 code for a protein of 208 amino acids. NCBI's taxonomy places the organism in Eukaryota, Metazoa, Chordata, Mammalia, Eulipotyphla, Talpidae. Gene Ontology annotation, molecular function: cysteine-type endopeptidase inhibitor activity involved in apoptotic process. Gene Ontology annotation, cellular component: cytoplasm. Gene Ontology annotation, biological process: regulation of apoptotic process. The transcript is spliced from 2 exons.